Molecule: messenger RNA, 837 nt
Organism: Caenorhabditis briggsae
Lineage: Eukaryota; Metazoa; Nematoda; Chromadorea; Rhabditida; Rhabditidae
Exons: 5
Coding region: 1-837 (278 amino acids)
Source: RefSeq, a predicted model, not a curated record
AUGCGGAUUUUGAGUGUCUGGGCUUUCACAGCCCUUUUGAUCGUCGCUAGCGGAAGGAGAAGAAUUUACACGGAAGAAGAUGAAGCGAAAUAUCUGCAGCAGCUGAAACAACAGGAAUUGCGAAAUUUCGAGAUGGAAAUGAAACAACAGGCCGAGCAGAGAGGAGUCAAGUAUUCGAGCAGCCAACUAGGGGUGCAGCUGGAUGGUGGAAGUUCUGAGAACGAUGAGUUGCCGAGCGAAUUAAGAGGACCGGUGGUUCCAUGGAGUAGAAAGAGUACUCCAGCCAAGGAGAAAACGCAAGCUUUGGCUCUGAGAUCUCAACCAUUUACUGAGAUCAGCUCCCGAAGAAGCGAGGAUGACACUGAUGGAUUUGAUGAUGACGAUCAUUGGUGCUACUAUUGUGCAACGCCGAUUGACAAAGUGAAGCCAGAAAUGAGAAGAUCCAUUCGGAAUCUUCUAGAAAUGAGAAGAACUUCUUUUCCAGUCGACGCCGUCACCACCGAUUGCCAUUCUGCCAGGAACAAAACAAAACUGAAGAAGCAGAAGUGUACCUACAAGUACUGUCAAACACUGUCGAUUCUGGAUAGAAACGCCGGAAAUUCGUUUGUUGUGCGUGGGUGUGCCGAGCAUUUUGGAGCCAUAAACGUGCCCGAGUUGGAGAAGAAGAAUGAUCAUUCUUGUGAAAUGUUACACGAAAAACUGGAAAUCAAAGAAUGUAUUUGCAAGAACGACAAAUACUGCAACGCCGGAUGGGGUAAAAGGAGUACAAACGGAGUGUUCCAACAGUUCCACCUCGCUUUCAUCACUUUGUUUGCCCUCUUUUCACUUAUUUUGUAA